Chenopodium quinoa (quinoa) is the source of this 1709-nucleotide messenger RNA. Its product is annotated as protein STRICTOSIDINE SYNTHASE-LIKE 7-like. Gene Ontology annotation, molecular function: strictosidine synthase activity. The transcript has 5 exons. The record is from RefSeq and is a predicted model, not a curated record. Lineage: Eukaryota; Viridiplantae; Streptophyta; Magnoliopsida; Caryophyllales; Amaranthaceae. Gene Ontology annotation, biological process: biosynthetic process. Bases 609 to 1706 code for a protein of 365 amino acids.
ACAAAAAAUGAUGGCAUAUCUAAGUUUUAAGAGCUAGGGCUAAACUUACUCUACUCGUGCAACAACAAUCAAGUAUUGUUUAAUACUAAAAGUCAUGUCCUUGGUUCGUUUGGCAACUUGUGGUCCAUGAAAAGGUUUUGGUCAAAACCUUUUGGUUAUCCGAGCUCCAAGGUAUUUGGAAUGAUGUACAAGGGUGUAAUCAUUCACUUCGUUUUCCCUCUAAUGGUUUAGCUAAUGGGUUUGGUUGUUUUUAGUUGUUUAUUUUAGCUCUCCUAGGUUGUAAUUUGUCCUUUAUUUAUGAAGUAUUCAUUGUAAAAAAAAAAAAAAAAAAAAAAGGUCAUGUCCUCCUCGGAAUGGGCUUGUGCUUGUCCUAUGCGUUGUAAGUGUCUACGUUCCACUUGGCCCCAUGUCCUUUGUGUUGCUCAUAACCGCCUUUUCAAGUAGUCCAGAUAACCAUAAACUCUAAAAUUAAAUUAACUGACACUAAGUUCAAUAUCUUUCUACUACUCUAAACUUCUAUCACAGUUGAAACAAAAAUCAAAAAAAAUUUGGAAGAAGAGACGACGUCGUUCAACAACUCAACCCAACCAUCUCCUCGAAACUCCACCAUGUUAGGCUCAUACUACACCUUCAUCCUCAUAUUCUUAUCCCCGGUAUUCAUCGCAACUUUCAUGUAUCACUUAGACCCACUCGAACCGGCUGAGUUACCUCUACACGAGCUAAGUAAGCCGGAGACGGGGGCGGCCCGAGUCAAUAACAACCUGCUAAAAGGUGCCGAGUUCAUCGGUGUUGGAAAAUUGGUUGGACCCGAGGAUAUCGCUUUUGAUCCGAUUUCUGAUAUUAUAUACACAGGUUGUUCUGAUGGGUGGAUUAAGCGAGUCAGGGUGAAUGAUUCGGUGGUUGACGAUUGGGUUUUUAUUGGUGGUCGACCUCUUGGACUUGCUCUUGGGUUGAAUAACGAGCUUAUUGUUGCGGAUCCUUUUCAGGGACUAUUGAAUGUGAGUGCAGAAGGCAAGGUAGAGCUCUUAACAGAUGAAGUAGAGGGCAGAAAAUUAAAAUUUGCUGAUGGAGUUGAUGUUGCUAAAGAUGGGAUGAUUUAUUUUUCAGAAGCAUCCUAUAAAUAUGGCCUGCCCGAUUUUAUAUUUGAUGUUUUUGAAGGAAAGCCUCAUGGUAGCUUGUUGAGCUUUGAUCCCAUCACCAAAGAAACCAAAGUUCUAGUUCGAGAUCUUUACUUUGCUAAUGGGGUUCAAAUCUCUGCUGAUCAAAAGUCAGUCAUCUUUUGUGAGAUUAUCAUGUAUAUCUUGAAAAGAUGUAAGAAGUACAUCCGGGAAGUGGAAAAGCAAGGAAUAUUGGAACAUUUUGUUGAUAAUUUGCCUGGUAUGCCUGAUAAUAUUCGAUACGAUGACAAAGGCCACUACUGGGUUGCAUUUUCUACUUCACCGAAGCCAUAUUGGGAUAUAGCGUUGAGGUACCCUUUUAUUAGAAAAGGAUUGGCAAUUAUAACAAGAUAUAUUGGUCGAUCACACAUGGAGAAAAAUGGAGGAUUGGGUGCAUUUGAUUUGGAAGGAAAUCUUGUGGCUCACUAUUAUGAUCCAAAAUUAACAAUGAUCUCAGGUGGAAAUAAAAUUGGAAACUAUUUGUAUGUUGGCUCACUUCAUGCUCCUCAUAUCUUACGUCUUAAUUUAGCUGCACAUGCUGCUAAAUAAGAU